AUGGUGGCGGCUCCGUGCGCUCGCAGGCUGGCGCGGCGCUCGCACUCGGCGCUCAUCGCGGCGCUCACCGUGCUGCUCCUACAGACCCUGGUGGUGUGGAAUUUCAGCAGCCUGGACUCCGGCGAGGAGCAGCGGGCCGGCGGCGGCCGGGAGAAGCGGGACCGGGGCGGCGGCGCCGGUGAGAGCAGCGACCACCGGGCGCAUCAGCACCGCAGAGGACCUGCUGCAUUCCACAGCAAGGCGCUGGACCAGCCACCCCGUCCCUACACCGGCUUGGAGACCCAGGAUGGUUAUUUUUCCCACCGGCCAAAAGAGAAAAUGCGAACAGACAGCAAUAAUGAAAACUCUGUACCCAAGGACUUUGAAAAUAUUGAUAACAGUAACUUUGCUCCCAGGACUCAGAGGCAAAAAUACCAGCCUGAACUGGUGAAGAAGCCUCUUAGCAAGCAGAAGGAGCACUUGAAAAAGAAACUCGAGCAAGAAGGAAAGGUGAAGGAGAACUCACUCCUGGGGAAGAACUCCAAUGAAGUGCUUCAGUUCAGCCAUCAUGCUGUAAAGAAUAGCAGCAGCAGCAGCAAUUUGAAGGAGAUUCACAGGUCUCCCAGACAGCCUCAUUUAAAAAGGAGUGGGAACAGCUCCCCUGAAAUAAGAUAUGACCAGCCACCAAAAUGUGAAAUAUCGGGCAAGGAGGCAAUUUCAGCUCUGUCUCGGUCCAAAUCCAAGCACUGUCGGCGGGAGAUUGCAGAGAUAUACUGUCAACACAAGCAAGGAAAGCUGAUGCCUGAGAAGGUGAUGCGUUUGUGUCCCCUGGAUGGAAAAGCCAACAACAAUGUACUAUGGGAUGAGGACUCCGUAGAAUACAUGCCUGCCAACCCAGUCAGGAUCGCAUUUGUCUUGGUUGUUCAUGGCAGAGCUUCUCGGCAGCUCCAACGCAUGUUUAAGGCUAUUUACCAUAAAGACCAUUUCUAUUACAUUCAUGUUGACAAGCGAUCCAAUUACCUACACCGGAAAGUGCUCCAGUUUGCUAGCCAGUAUCCGAAUGUGAGAGUCACCCCUUGGCGAAUGGCAACUAUCUGGGGAGGAGCAAGUCUUCUGUCCACCUAUCUACAGAGUAUGAGGGAUUUAAUUGAGAUGAAUGACUGGCCCUGGGAUUUCUUCAUUAAUCUUAGUGCCGCCGACUAUCCCAUCAGGACAAAUGAUCAGCUAGUAGCAUUCCUGUCCAGGUAUCGCAAUAUGAACUUCUUGAAGUCGCAUGGGAGGGACAAUGCAAGGUUUAUUAGAAAACAAGGUCUGGACAGGCUUUUCCUAGAAUGUGAUACACACAUGUGGCGCCUUGGAGACCGGAAAAUCCCAGAAGGAAUCACUCUGGAUGGAGGAUCAGACUGGUUCCUAUUGAACAGGAAGUUUGUGGAGUAUGUCAUCUUUUCCAGUGAUGAUCUGGUGACAAAGAUGAAGAGGUUCUAUUCGUAUACUUUGCUUCCCGCUGAGUCCUUCUUUCAUACUGUCCUGGAAAAUAGCCCUCACUGUGACUCCAUGGUGGACAACAAUUUGCGCAUCACUAACUGGAACCGUAAACUGGGCUGCAAAUGUCAGUACAAGCACAUUGUUGAUUGGUGUGGCUGCUCUCCUAAUGAUUUCAAACCAGCAGACUUCCACAGAUUUCAGCAAACCGCCAGGCCAACGUUCUUUGCCCGCAAAUUUGAAGCCGUGGUGAAUCAAGAAAUCAUCGGUCAGUUGGACUAUUAUUUGUAUGGUAACUACCCAUCUGGCACGCCAGGCCUCAGAUCGUACUGGGAGAAUAUAUAUGAUGAGCCCGACGGCAUCCAUAGCCUUAGUGAUGUCAUUCUGACCAUGUAUCACUCAUUUUCCCGCUUGGGCCUAAGGAGAGCUGAGACGUCAUUGCACACUGAUGGAGACAACAGCUGCCGGUACUAUCCCAUGGGCCAUCCAGUUUCAGUCCAACUCUACUUCCUCGCUGAUCGUUUUCAGGGCUUCCUAAUCAAACAUCAUGCAACAAAUCUGGCUGUCAGUAAACUAGAGACUUUGGAAACUUGGGUGAUGCCAAAGAAAAUGUUUAAGAUUGCUAGUCCACCAAGUGAUUUUGGAAGGCUGCAGUUUUCAGAGAUUGGCACUGACUGGGAUGCCAAGGAAAGGAUAUUUCGGAACUUUGGAGGACUUAUUGGGCCGAUGGACGAACCAGUUGGCAUGCAGAAGUGGGGAAAAGGCCCUAAUGUCACAGUCACUGUGAUCUGGGUGGACCCUAUCAAUGUAAUCGCAGCUACAUAUGAUAUCCUUAUUGAAUCUAGUGCAGAAUUUACUCACUACAAACCACCUUUGAAUUUGCCACUGCGGCCUGGAGUCUGGACCAUUAAAAUUCUGCACCGCUGGGUACCUGUAGCUGAAACCAAAUUCCUUGUUACUCCUCUUACAUUCUCCAACAGGCAACCUAUCAAACAAGAAGAAUCCAUGAAGUUGCAUAGUGGGCCUCCUAAGAACGCAUACAUGGAGCAGAGCUUCCAAGGCUUGAAUCCGGUUUUAAAUAUUCCUAUCAAGGCAGCUCAAGUGGACCAGGCAAAAAAGAAUGCAGCGCUCGUAGGUACCAAGCUGGAGAAUUGGGUGGACACCUUGGUCAGCAGCAUAUGGUCAGCGGUGGAUGUCUGUAGCACAGGUCCAACUUCCUGUCCAGUCAUGCAGGCUUGCAGUCAAACAGCCUGGAGCUCUCUGAGCCCAGACCCUAAGUCAGAGCUGGGUCCCAUUAAACCUGAUGGGCGUUUGAGGUAG
Messenger RNA from Emys orbicularis (European pond turtle), 2781 nucleotides. It is a transcript of the gene XYLT1, whose product is annotated as xylosyltransferase 1. The record is from RefSeq and is a predicted model, not a curated record. The coding region runs from base 1 to 2781 and encodes 926 amino acids. Gene Ontology annotation, cellular component: membrane. The transcript is spliced from 12 exons. Gene Ontology annotation, biological process: chondroitin sulfate proteoglycan biosynthetic process; heparan sulfate proteoglycan biosynthetic process. Lineage: Eukaryota; Metazoa; Chordata; Testudines; Emydidae. Gene Ontology annotation, molecular function: protein xylosyltransferase activity.